This is a messenger RNA of Lotus japonicus, 2028 nucleotides long. RefSeq names its product protein DETOXIFICATION 49-like. Bases 136 to 1755 code for a protein of 539 amino acids. The transcript has 2 exons. Gene Ontology annotation, molecular function: xenobiotic transmembrane transporter activity; antiporter activity. Gene Ontology annotation, cellular component: membrane. The record is from RefSeq and is a predicted model, not a curated record. Lineage: Eukaryota; Viridiplantae; Streptophyta; Magnoliopsida; Fabales; Fabaceae. Gene Ontology annotation, biological process: xenobiotic detoxification by transmembrane export across the plasma membrane.
ACAAUCCCUUACAAACCCCCUCUUCCUCAUUCUUCAACUCUCUCUCUCUCUCUCUCUCUCUCUCUCUCUCUCUCUCUCUGUUCCCCUCUCUCUGUUCAAACACAUUUUUUCUCCCUUCACAAAAACACAAAGGAAAUGUGUCAUCCAAGUUCUCAAGAUGUCACCUGCAAAUGCAAUUCAAGUCCCGAUUCUCCAAUCCCAAUCAAGAAAACAGAGCAACCAAAUUCUAUUUCCAAUGUGCUCACCAACCCGUUAAUCUCCAAACCCACCACAACCAAAAACAACAAAAGUAAAACCCACCAUGAUUUCCCAGAAGCCUUCAAGGAAGUGGUUUCCAUUUCCAAGAUCGCCUUCCCAAUGAUCCUCACCGGCCUCCUCCUCUACUGCCGCUCCAUGAUCUCCAUGCUCUUCCUCGGCCGCCUCGGGGACCUGGCCUUAGCCGGCGGCUCUCUCGCCGUCGGCUUCGCCAACAUCACCGGCUACUCCAUCCUCUCCGGCCUCGCCGUCGGAAUGGAACCCAUUUGUGGCCAGGCCUUUGGUGCCAAAAAGUUCACCACUCUUGGCCUCUGCCUACAAAGAACCAUUCUUCUACUCCUCUUUACCUCUAUCCCCAUUUCACUUCUCUGGCUUUACAUGAAGCAAAUUCUUCUGUUUUGUAACCAGGAUGAAGCCAUAGCCACACAAGCACAAUCAUAUCUUCUAUACUCCAUUCCUGACCUCAUAGCUCAAUCCUUUCUCCACCCAUUACGAAUUUACCUCAGAACUCAAUCCAUUACUCUGCCUCUCACUCUCUGUGCCACACUUUCCAUAAUUCUGCACAUACCCAUCAAUUUUUUCCUUGUUUCUCACCUCAAUUUAGGAAUCAAGGGUGUUGCGCUUAGUGGGGUGUGGACAAAUUUCAACCUUGUUGCUUCUUUGAUCAUCUACAUCGUUUUCUCUGGCACACACAAGAAAACAUGGGGUGGUUUCUCCUUUGAAUGCUUCACAAAUUGGAAAAUCCUCCUCAAUUUGGCAAUUCCAAGCUGCAUUUCGGUUUGCCUAGAAUGGUGGUGGUAUGAGAUCAUGAUUUUGCUAUGCGGGUUGCUUAUAAACCCGAAAGCCACGGUCGCGUCCAUGGGAAUCUUGAUUCAAACAACUUCCCUGCUCUACAUUUUCCCUUCUUCCCUCAGCUUCAGCGUGUCGACUCGAGUCGGGAACAAGCUCGGGGCGCAGAAGCCGGCGAAGGGGAGGCUCUCUGCAAUUGUAGGCCUCUCUUGCAGCUUCCUAUCUGGUUUUUUAGCUCUCAUUUUUGCUCUCAUGGUGAGAAACAUUUGGGCCAGCAUGUUCACACAGGACAAAGAGAUCAUAGCAUUAACAUCAAUGGUGUUACCUAUUAUUGGGCUAUGUGAGCUUGGAAACUGUCCUCAGACAACAGGGUGUGGUGUGUUGAGAGGAACUGCAAGGCCUAAAGAUGGUGCUAAUAUCAAUUUGGGGUGUUUCUACCUUGUGGGAAUGCCUGUGUCUAUUUGGUUAGCUUUCUUUGCUGGGUAUGAUUUUCAAGGGCUUUGGCUUGGGCUUCUUGCUGCUCAGGGUUCUUGUGCAGUGACCAUGUUGGUUGUUCUUGUUAGGACAGAUUGGGAAUUUGAGGCUGAGAGAGCAAUGAAAUUAACAGGAUCAAGUGUUGGUGUUGAUGAAGAGAAGCCACUCAAAACUGAAAUAAAGGAAGAUUCUUUGUUAUUAGCUGAUUCAGAUGAAGAUGAACAUUGCUGUAUUUAAUUAGAGAAAAAUGAAAACUGAAAAAGAAAGAUUGGAGACAGAGAAACGGACAGAGAGUGGGAUAAAAAUAUUUCAGGGAGUUGCAGAGCAUGCCAAGGCAAGGAGGAGUAACCAUUAUUUCUCUCUAAGGGCUUCAAUUGCAUUUUGCAGAGCAUGCCAAGGCAAGGAGGAGUAACCAUUAUUUCUCUAAUGUAAUUUUAUUUUUCAACAUUUUUUCCAGCUUUACUCAGAAGAAGAGACACUCAUUUCAUAAAUUCUUUCUUUUGAUUCUUA